AUGGCAUCCUUGCCAUCGACUAUCAUCGUGGACCAGAGAUCUAAACUGGUCACCUGCAACCCUAUGCGAUGGGUCUGCUCGUGCUCAACUGUCGUUCGGAUCCACCUUCGUUCGGCUUUCACAAACGAGGUCGAUGUAGAGUGGAUGGAGUUCACGCAGCAGUUGACGAUCUUAGGCCUUUUGCUGAGCCUAUCCAACGAUGAUGCAGUUCGCGAAGUCACCAGUGAAGAUACUCCCCACGGUCUGAACUCGAUCAAUUGGGUCCAAACUUUCUUUACCCUGUGCAAAGACUCAUAUCUUGCACCUCACCUUGCUACUUCCGCAAUUAGUCUUGUCGACGGAAAAACAGGGCUUGGACAGGCCGCUGGCGCAGUCCUGGGGCAGUAUCAAAGCUUCAACUGA
This is a messenger RNA of Penicillium diatomitis, 402 nucleotides long. RefSeq lists its product as uncharacterized. The transcript has a single exon. Bases 1 to 402 code for a protein of 133 amino acids. The record is from RefSeq and is a predicted model, not a curated record. NCBI's taxonomy places the organism in Eukaryota, Fungi, Ascomycota, Eurotiomycetes, Eurotiales, Aspergillaceae.